AUGAGGCUGUGCAAUGCUUUGAUUCACUAUUUUUUAUUUACUAUUUUCCUCUCUCUACGUAUUUCGAAUUGUUAUGGUCAUGAACAUCAUAAUCAUGUCGAUCCAGUGACAACGAAAUAUUCUCAGUCAGCUGUCACUAUUGAUCCUCUUAGUACAAAUAUAGAAACUGCGAAUAUUCACAAGCAUCAUGAUGAUGAACAUUUACAAGAUACAAUUGACGCUCGUCUUCGGACGAAACAUGAUUUGAGACAAUCAGUUCAUCAACAUAGUGAUGAUGAUGAUCAUAUACAUGAAAAUGAAGAAGAUUAUAUCAAUCGAUUAAAUUCAGCUUUAGAAGAUAAUUAUGGAAAUGAAUUUCAAUUUGAACAAGUCGCCCCACCUCUAGCAGAUCCUAUUAACAAUAUACAAUUACAAAAUCAAACAAAAGAAGAUGUUAAAAUACCACCCCAUAUACACAAAGAAACAACAUCAACUCUUUCUCCAUCGAUACAGAUACCAUCGGAACAAAAACAAUACAUCAAUGAUGAAUUACAAUUAACAGAAAAACCACAUAUAAUUGAAAAUCAAAAAUACAAUCAAAAUAUAGAUGAAAAUUCCAACCCAAACGUAGUUGUAGAUGAAAUUAUUUCUUCGAGACAUUUACAAACUGAUGAAGAGGAAUCAACAGAUAUUUAUCCACAAAAAAUAAUAAAAGAAGAUAUUUUAUAUCUUAAUAGUGAAACUAUAUCAUCAACAAAAUUACAUCAACCAGUAGAGAUACCGAGUCAUACAAAUUCUGCACCUGAUUCCAUUCCUUCUACUCCAAUUCAACACCCACCAAUUUCUAAUACAAUUAAAAGCGAAAUAUCAAAAGAUGACAUUUCGAUCGAUAUUAAACCAUCAUCUCCAACACCAUUACAAUCACAAGACAUAAAAUAUGAAACAAAACAAAAUAUGAAUUCAUUCGAUCGUCAUUCAGAUGUAUUGCAUCAAACACCUGAAGUAAUAGUAAAUGAUAAUUCAUUACAUCUUAAUUCAGAAUCACAACGAAUAAGCGAUUCAAUACAUAUUAUAAGUUCAAUAGAUGAAGAUCUGCCAUCUUCAACACCAUCAAAACAUAAUCAUGAGCAUCAACAAAUUACUGAUUCAAUACAAAAUGUUAGUGCACCAGAGCAACAACAAGAAAUACCAUCAGUACAUGUAGAUCAACGAUCAUCGCAAGUGAACGAUAGGAGAUCAGAUGAUAUUCAACCUAUACAACAAAAAGAAUCUUUAAAUUCUGCUCAAAUACCAUCAUCAUCACCAACAACACCAACGACAAGAAUCCUACGUUCAGCAUCGUCAAGGAUGCAUCAAAAAGUUCAUACACGUCAUCGUCAUGGUCAAUCAGAUCAAGAACCAAUCAAAACACAAUCAGAAACAGAAAAUAUUUCAUCAACAGAAAAUAUAAAUAUCGAACCAACAGUAUCAUCAACAACCAUAACAGUUACUGAACAACCUAUCGAAACUAUUCAACCACCGACAAUCGAUUUUAAUAUCAAUACUAAAGCCGAAACUCAAAGAACUAACGAAAUUGAAACACAAACUGACGAUGAAAACGUGACAGAUAUCGAUAAUAUACCUGAAACACAUAUAGAUAAUCAAAAUUCAAAACCAUUUGACACCACCGAUCUUCCACGACAAGUACAUGUUCAUGAUCCUACCAUCGUUCUCAAUGAACUAAAACAAGAAUUAAAUCAAAACGAAGAUCUUUCUCUUGAUCAAGAAGUGGAAAACAGCACAACUGUUGAUUCAUUUCUUGUUAAUGAUCAUAGUCCACAUUUACCACGUAUACAUGAAACUGAAGAAACUAUAACACAUCUUACUCCAACAAUUGAAGAGACUAAUGAGAAAAAUUCACAUGAUUCAAAAACCGACGAAUUAACAUUAAAAUCAAAUAAUAGUGAUAAAAUGUUACCUAUUGAAUAUCGACAAGUUUGUUGGCAAUUACCAAAACCAUUUGAAUCCACUUUUGGAAUAGUAGAAAAUAAACUAUUAGGUUUCAUUAAUUUGUUACCCGAAUAUAUUCAAUCAAUCUUUUUUGGAGCUUCAAAUGAUCGUGAAAAAUUAAUGAAUACAAUGUGGUUUAGUUUUAUAUGUUCAAUAUGUUUUUUCUGUAGUUUUAUUUUUCUUUCAAUGGGUGCUAAACGUUUAAAACAAAGUAAAAAUGACAAAGAAAUUCGUGCUCGUUGUCAACAACUUCAACAAUAUAACAAUCAAAUUGAACUUGAACGUGCAACAUUUGAAAGACAAAAUCAAAAAUUAUCAGAUGAGAUUGAUGAAUUAAAAAAUCUACCUAUUCGUGAUACAGAUGAAGAAAUCUUUGAAUUACGUGAAAAAUACGAACGUCUUCAUGCUGAUUGGCAAAUUUCCAGAACCGAAUAUGAUACUCUAUUCAGAGAUAAUGAUUACAGACAAAGUUUAAUACAAAAACAUGAAUUUGAUAUGCAGAAACAAGUUGAAAACGCAGCAACUUUAAAUGAUGAAAAUCUUCGUCUGAAACAAGAAUUAGAAAAAGAACGAGAAACAAUAGCACGAUUACAAUCAAAUGAUCUUUCAUUGGAACGUUUCGAAAAAUUACAAGAAACUAUUCAACUACUUAAAUCAGAAAUUUCUCAACUCAAACAAGAAAAAUUCACUCAAACAGAUCAAUUACAACAACUUCAAGAACAAGCUAAUCAAUUAGAUAUUGAUAAUAAUCAACUCACUAUCAAAAUGAAACAACUGAAAGAUCUAAUUGAACAAAAAGAUGAAACUAUCACUCGUAUGCGUCAAAAAAUACUGAAUAAUCAUGAUGAUGAUGAAGAUGAAACAACAGAAAAAGAUGAUUUACUUUCAAAAGUAUCAUUAGAAGAAAAUAUCGAUAACAAUUCACAAGAAUUCUUAUCAAAUAUUGAUAAUGAUGUUGAAAAAGCAAAUCAACAUAUGCGUAAUUUACAUUCAGAAAUUGAUGAAAAAACUCGUCGUAUCAAAGAACUUGAUCUAUUACUUAAUCAAGAAAAAGAUCGUUGUCGAGAAGUGGAAACAAAACUCAAAGUUGUUUUAGAGCUUCGAGAACGAGAUGCUCAUUUACAUAUUCGACAACUAGGACAAACUGAUGCUGAACUUCGAAAGGCAAGAACAGAUACUGAGCGUGUUCGUAUUUUACAACAACAACUUCAAUUAAAAGAACAACAAUUAGAAGAUGUUCAAAAGGUGUUAAAUAGUGAACAAACAAAGUUUAGUGAAGAAUGUAGUAAAUUACAACAUGAAACACAUGAAAAAUGGAUGGAAGUGAAGCGGUUAGGUCGAGAACUUGAUGGAGCGCGAAAAGAAUGUGAAGGUCUUCGAAGACAAAUAACUAAAUAUGGUAACAGUGAACGUUCAUCACAAGAGAAAACAAUGUAUAAACCAGUACCACAACAUCUAUCUAAUAAUACUGGUGGUCGAGUAUCAAGUGACCCAGAAACUAAUGGAAGCUCUCCACCAAUUCCAAAUCAACAAGGAGAAAAUUUUAGACCGAUCGGUCAUGAACGUAACGACUCGGGUGCUGCUAGUCCAUCUGAAAUGUUCAGAAUUCGUCCACCACUAUUUACCAUGCAACGACCUCCAUUCUUUCCUCCACCGUUUAUGCCUCCUCCACCACCAAAUCCAUUUAUGAUGGGUGCACGAUUUCCAAUGCCACCAAUGGGUGGUCCACAUGGAUUGAUAUCACCUAUUCCACAUAUAAUGACAAAUGGUAGUGGUGCUGGUAGUGAUACAAAUAGUUUUGAAAUUGUUGACCCAUCUAACAUCACGCCGAAUUCGACUACUUAUGAUGCACAAGUUAAUGGAUCAGCUAUCUCACCUACACCCGAUGGCGAACAACAAGUGUCCGCUAAAGUAAAAAAACCAAAAAAAACUCUGAAAAAAAAGACUAAAACUUCCACAACAACAAUAGCGCCGGGAACGAAAGAGGACGUAUGA
This is a messenger RNA of Adineta steineri, 3963 nucleotides long. The record is from the annotation of a GenBank genome assembly. Lineage: Eukaryota; Metazoa; Rotifera; Eurotatoria; Adinetida; Adinetidae.